GGAUCAUGAGUAGUUGCCACAUUUUGAAUGGUUGUCACAUUUUGAGACGUUGAUCUGGGCAUGCAAAUAGUCUAUUAUAGCCUUAGGUUAACCCGAAUCUCUUCACCUAUAUAUAAAUCACCCUUUUGAUGAAAGGUCCAAAGGAAGCUUUUGAAAGUGUUGUGAGCGCCUAAAGAGCUGUUGAAGAUCGGAGAGAGGCAGAAGUUCAUCUUCGGGGUACUUCAAGCCCUAGAUGAAGAGGUUAAUCUCUACCAAAAGGUUUAUUUGGUUGAGUGCAACAUUGACAUGUUUACAACAGUAUUGUAUAGAUGCAUGAGGGAGAAGCAAGGUCGUUGUUCAUGGCAUAUCAUUUGGAGGUAAUAACAAUAUCCGUUGAAAUUCUAAAGUUGAGUCCACAUGGCUUGCGAGGAAGUUCCCACAGACGCUUUGUUUUCUGCAAGAUACAAGGAACCUGUUUAUGUGAUGUGGACUAUGGAUCUGUUGUUGGGGUUGAAGAUUGGGAGUAUAACAAGAUUAUCAUUUGCAACAGGUGUGACCACAAUUCCAGAGUCACUAUGCUUACUCUUCAUACUUUGCUCAAAGAAAUUUGAACGUGUUUAUGCAAAGUGGAGUACGAAACAAUGUGGUGUCCAUGAGGUCUACCUGUAGAUGGGUUGAGGAUUGGGACAACAACAAAAUUAUUAUUUGCAUCAGGUGUUGUUAGCACUAUACCUGAAACAUUAUGCUUAGUAUAUAAGCAUAAAGUAGGCUGUGAUGAAGAUUAUAGUUUGUUUUUUGUGUCAUAACCCUUCAUGAUGUUGUUGUCGUUGUCGCUGCAGUAGUAUGCAGAUGUUCACAAAAAUUGGAUGUUUCUACGAGAUAGAGACAAGAUCGUUGUUCAUUGCAUUUCAUUGAGGGGGCCAGUUUCCAUCAGUUUGUACGUUUUCGCAUUCAGUGUAAUUUGCGCUAAACGUUGAUUGGAUUAUUAGCUAUUUAACUAGAGUAUUGUGGUGCAAACUUGAUGAAA
Molecule: messenger RNA, 1006 nt
Organism: Rhododendron vialii
Lineage: Eukaryota; Viridiplantae; Streptophyta; Magnoliopsida; Ericales; Ericaceae
Exons: 5
Coding region: 309-590 (93 amino acids)
Source: RefSeq, a predicted model, not a curated record